AUGCCCAGGGGAAAGAACACUAGUGUGGCUGAGUCUUCUUCACAAAGACCGCUUCGUAACAGAACAGUGCCUGACAUGUUCAAAAAGCAAAAGGCUGCUGAUACAAGAAGAAGAAUCAUUCAACGAGACUCCAGUGAAGAUGAGGAUGAUGAAGCUGAAGAGGAUGAAUUGAACUCUUCUGAUAGUGAGUCUGACAGUGAUCAUGAUACAAGAACCACCAAGUCCAAGAGAAAGGCUACUGCUGCCCCCAGAAGAAAGGCGGCCAAAACAGUUCCCUCUGCCUUUCUUAACAACAGUAGUCAAUUGUUGAUUCCCGUAACGCAAGACUCAUCCACGCAAGAUAGCUUAUAUGAAAAGGCAUUGAUACCAGAAACUGAUAUGGAAGAUGUUGCUGAAGCUUGGGUCAAGCACUAUAAGGCACAUCAACUGGCUGCAUUGAGGGAUUUAAUCAACCUUGUCAUUCGCAGUUCUGGUUGUCCCAUGGCCAUCACUAUUGAUGCUAUUAACCAAGAAGAUGGCUCUUAUGACGCAUUGCAAGAACUGCAAGCAGAGCUUGUCAAGCUUCCGCCUACAGAAUAUCCCUUUGUCAGCAAUCUCAAGGAAUUCAAGACGUUGAAGCGCAACAUUCUGUUGUUCUUUUACCAAAUGAUUGAAAUGUGCCAACACCAAGCCAUCUACGACGGCGUGUUGAUUGAGACACUGCAAAACUGGCUGACCACCAUGUCCAGUUCCACCUACCGUCCUUUCCGUCACACGGCAACACUUGUCAGUCUUCGCAUCAUGGAUCAACUGUGUACGCUUGCUGAAAAGGCGCAAGAAACCUUAAACAACGCUAAACGACACUUGACAGCUGAAACCAAAAAGAAGAAGCCCACCAAAUCCAGAAUCACCACCCUGAAGCAAACCUGCGUAUUGGAGGAUCGCAAAUGCAAGGAUUUGCAAGAGUAUCUCACUGAAUUCUUUGACAAUAUCUUUGUUCAUCGUGCGCGUGAUGUAGAAUCUGUGAUUCGUCAUGAAUGUUUCAAGGAACUGUGCAACUGGAUGCUCAACUAUCAAAGCUUCUUUGUCAGCAACAACUACAUUCGCUUCUUUGGCUGGGCAUUCAACGACCAAAGUGCCAGUGUCCGUUCUGAAGCACUCAAAUCGCUCAUUAAGCUCUACAAGGUGGAAAGUAUCGCACCCAAAUUGAACAACUUUACACGUCGCUUCACAGGCCGUAUUGAGGAAAUGGCCCUGUACGAUGUGGAUGUCUCUGUCCGUAUCAGUGCUAUUCAGUUGUGUAGUGCUCUCUACAAGCAAAACAUCAACAUUCUCAGCGCAGAGGGCCGUAGUCAAUUGACCAACAUGAUUGCCUCUGAUGCUUCUCGUGUCCGCAAAUCAGCUGCACCGUUUGUCAAGACAUUGAUUGAAUCCAAUGUGAUUGCACCACUCGUUGCUCAGGUCACUCAGACAUUGACAGGCAAGAACGGUCGCCGUGCUGCCAGCACAACAGCAACACCUGUCAAUACAACGUGGGUUACUUUUAAGGCUAUUUCAGCAUUCCUGGUCGAGCAAACAGCCAGCAUCUUGGGCAAUGAAGACACAGAUGCUAUGCAGGUCGAUUUGGAGUCCAUGACCAGCACACUGGUCGAAAAACGUACGUUUAUCAUUACCAACAUCAUUGAAGCUCUCUGGGGACAAAUACCUCAGUUGCAAGACAUCAACGCCAUGACCGACUACUUGUACCGUGAUCAUUCGCAAUCUCAACAACAACAAAAUGACGACGAUGCCAUGGACACAGAAAGUAGUGUUGAAAUCGAAGAUUGCUACAGAUUGACUGAAGAUGAAGAGACGAUUCUGGUCAAUGUCUACGUUGCUUGCAUUCAAACUGCCAUGUCAAAGGGCUUGGACAAGAACCUGCCCGAAAGCAAAGACAGACGCAAGCUGGAUGACACUUUCUGGGACGAGAACAAGAACGAACUCUCUCGCCACUUGGUUCAAUCACUGCCCAAGUUAUUGCCCAAGCAUUUGGAAGACCCCAACCGCAUGACUCGACUCGCUACAUUGCCUACAUUAAUGAACCUGAACGUGUACAUGGAAUUGCGUGCUGAAAAGGAGUAUGAGCACUUACUGGAAACACUCAUCAGAGUCUAUCUUGGUGCCACCUCCACUGAACUCUUGAAGAAUUGCGCAGACUCCCUUCAACAUUUAUCAAAGAACACAAGUCUCAAUGAACUCAAUCAAACGCAUCUUGGUGAAUUGAAGGACGCAGUUGUUGACCAAGUCAGAGAAGCAUGCAAGGGCAAGGAUCUCGUCACCUGUAACUACACUCCCUCUCUGCUCCACUCCGUGUCUGUCAGCAUGCUUCGUUUGUCCUGCCUGACCAACUUUUGUGAUGCCACUACUGCCAUGGAAGACUCUCAGGGCACCAGCAUGAAUGUGCUCGAGUACGCUGGCGCAUUAGCUGAACGUGCUGCCUUUCUCAAGGAAGAAUCAGAGGAGAAAAUCAGUAUCUAUGCGCUUACUGUCCUCUCUCGCUACAUGAUGUGGAAGUGCCAAAACCUAGCUACUGCUAUUGACACCAACGAGCUUGGCCUUGUCAUUGAACGCCGUCGCGAUUGGGUGAUGGACAAAUACACUGAAAUUCUCAAGAGUGAUGAUGGCAACAUUUCGGUUAAAGUCCAAGUUACUGCCUUUGGUUAUUUGGUUGAUCUCUACUGGUUGUUCACUAGCGAUCUCUUUGAAAGCUACGGCUUGAACCGCUUGAAGACCAAGUGCCCUGCUGACCUCCAAGAGACAUCUGUUGAGCUUGUCAAGGAGCAAAUCAAAAAGGUCAAGCAAUGCUUGGAUGAUUACGAUGAAGACAUCAAAAAAACCAAAGACGUACUUGCCACUGAAAAGGGCCAUCUACACAAGCUCAUGACCAGCUUCUCUCGUGGUGUUCUUAUGGGCGUAUUUGACAUUCACUAUGCUACUUUUAUAUUGAACCAGUAUGGCACCACAGAUGCUAGUUUGGAUGAUGUUAUCAAGUCGUUGGUGGCUGAAUUCCAGUCUGACUUGAUUGCCAGCGAGGUUGCUGCUGACGGUAUUUGUAGAGCCUACCUUGAAGCUUUGAAGAAUUCAUUUGAUACCAAUGUCUCUGAAGCUGCUCGAUCUGUUGAUAAAACACUCAAAUUAGCUCGACUAGAAGCCAACUCAAUGAAGCGUGCCAAUUCACAAGACGUCGCUAGAAAAGUGCCUCCUCAAAUUGUCUGUGAGCGUAUUCAUCUCGAUGGUAUCACCUAUUGUCUGAGCAAAGCAGCGGAGGCAUAUAGAAAGAACAGAGAUGAUGAAAGAGACAAUGCCCUCAAAUUCUUCAAGGUACUCACUGUGUUUAGUACUGGCCUCACGCGUGCCCGCGAUGUGGCUAGAAUCCAUAAUCAUUUGGAGGACUCCUUACAACAAAAUGGAUUGUACGUGGAGGAAGGCAAGAAGGAAUGGGAGCAUUAUGUAGCCUACGUUCAAUCCAUUGAUCAAUUCUUGAAAAUCAAGGGUCUUCGAUAUGAUGCAACAAAGAGAGCAAAUAACCCUGAAACACCAGCAGCACAUGUGUUUAAUGAUGUUAAUUUGGGCAUGUUGGAUGAGCCUGAAGCAGAGUCUAAUCAAGAUACAAAUAAGCGUCCCUUGACAGAGGUAGAUAUGGACAUUGACGAAGACUCUGUACCCAAGAGAAGACGUUAA
This is a messenger RNA of Mucor velutinosus, 3699 nucleotides long. It is a transcript of the gene YIP3, whose product is annotated as Prenylated Rab acceptor 1. Gene Ontology annotation, molecular function: chromatin binding. The record is from RefSeq and is a predicted model, not a curated record. Gene Ontology annotation, biological process: sister chromatid cohesion. Bases 1 to 3699 code for a protein of 1232 amino acids. Gene Ontology annotation, cellular component: chromatin; cohesin complex; nucleus. The transcript has 9 exons. NCBI's taxonomy places the organism in Eukaryota, Fungi, Mucoromycota, Mucoromycetes, Mucorales, Mucoraceae.